CGGGGCGGGCGGCGGCUACGGCUGAGCCCACCGGCGCCCGGAGGGACGGGGGAGCAGCGGCAACGGGAGCGGCUGCCUGGAGAGGCCGGGGUGCGCGGCGUGAGGAAAAGUGGAGUCUGCUGUGAGGUGAGAAGCGGGUGCCAGGAGAGGGAAACCCCCUCCGCACCCAGGCGGCCUUCCCGUCUCAUCGCCUCGGUGCUUCAGGGGCUGCCCCACCUCGGGGAGCAGGGCCAGGCCCUCGGGAGCACCCCAUCCCCCCAGCCAUGCCUCUCUUCGGCAACACUUUCAGCCCGAAGAAGACUCCCCCCAGGAAAUGCUCCUCUCUCUCCAACCUGCACAUGCUGGAUAGAUCAACCCGUGAUGUUGAGCUGGGCCUGGAGUAUGGCAUCCCCACCAUGAACCUCGCUGGCCAGAGCCUGAAGUUUGAAAAUGGCCAGUGGGUGGCAGAAUCAGGAAACUUCACGGGGGAACGUAAGGAAAUGCAGCGCUUGCGCAAACGCAACCAGCAGCUAGAGGAGGAAAAUAACCUCCUUCGACUGAAGGUGGACAUACUGCUGGACAUGCUCUCGGAGACCACAGCUGAGUCGCACCUGAUGGAGAAGGAGCUGGAGGAACUGAAGCACCACAGUCGGAGGAGGAAAUGAAGAAAAGGAGGAGAUUGGAGGCUGGGGGGGGUGGGAAGCCCUGAGCUUCAGCUGGGGCUGGCCAGGGUCUCCUGGCCGUGCCGGUACUGUGUGUAGGUACUUUAUUUUAUGGGACCAUGUUAUGGGAUUUUAUUUUAAGUGACCAGGUGCCUUCAGCAUUAGGUGUUGCUGCAGGUAUCACGUAUCAGCUGGCUCGGUGCCAUGACUCUAUUAAUUAAAGCUCACGUUGUUUCUCAGACCGCUUUGCCUUGCCACAUUCCCACCCCGCAGCCCAGUGCCUGGUCCCCUCUUUCCUAAUGCAGCCUGAGAGGCUGGUGGAGAAAAUCUGCCUCCAGGGGGGACUGUCUUGCCUCUUGUGCUUGAAACACGGGGCAACCUCUGAAAUCCCUCCAGAUGUAUGGCCCAGGGGGAAACUGUACGGGGGUUGUACAGCGUCACCGCUCGCCUUUGGCCGGCAGGAUUGUUCUCCGGGGUUUUACAGCUUAUAUACAUAAACAUUUACA
This is a messenger RNA of Calypte anna (Anna's hummingbird), 1147 nucleotides long. It is a transcript of the gene CBY1, whose product is annotated as chibby family member 1, beta catenin antagonist. Lineage: Eukaryota; Metazoa; Chordata; Aves; Apodiformes; Trochilidae. The record is from RefSeq and is a predicted model, not a curated record. The transcript is spliced from 5 exons. Gene Ontology annotation, cellular component: nucleus. The coding region runs from base 264 to 644 and encodes 126 amino acids. Gene Ontology annotation, biological process: negative regulation of Wnt signaling pathway.